AUGGAGAGCUUCGACGACGUGACCCUGAUCGGCCCAGUAUCAGACCCCGCAAUACACGACGAACAUAUUCCCUCCAAUAAUGAAACAACUACAAGGAAACCAGACGUGGAAUCGGGUGGCACCCCCACCUCUAGUCAGUCGGUGAAUGCCCCAAUCGAGGGAGCUGGUCCCGAGAUAGAGGCACCAACAAUAUCGACUGAGUUUCCUCCAGAAGAAGGCGAUGAAGAGCCUCAUGUUGCGACCUCCUUUGAGCGCGAGUCACCUACUUCUGCGCAAAAGCACCGAUUGGGACUGGAGGGCGAAGAUGAGAUUAAUCGAUUGCAUAAGUUCACCCUCUACGAGACUGCGACGAGAUUCUACAUGGUCGGCAUCAACCUAUCCGAGACGCGUUUCCGAAUUUUGAAAAUUGAUCGCACCACGGAGGAGUUGAGCAUCAUUGAGGAUGAUGUGAUUUACACAAAAAGAGAAAUGGUCCAGCUACUUGACGCUAUCGAUGAUGGCAACAAGAGCACCGGUGGUCUGAAUCAGAAAUGUAGUGCAUGGGCAUUGCUCGGCUUUAUUCAAUUCACGGGCGCAUAUUACAUGCUUCUUGUCACAAAGAGAAGCCAGGUAGCCAUGCUAGGUGGUCAUAAUGUCUACCAGAUCGAUGAGACAGAACUCAUCUCAUUGACAACAUCAUCACGCCUCAAACCAGAGAACCAGCCAGAUGAGGAAAGGUAUAAGGCUAUUUUAAAUAAUCUUGAUCUCACCCGGUCAUUCUAUUUCAGCUACUCCUACGACAUUACACGGUCAUUGCAGCACAAUAUUUGCCGCGAACGCAAAGCCUAUCAGAAUGGGCAACCUCGAUUUUUACCACAGGACUACCCACAGGACUACAACAUCAUGUUUGUUUGGAACAACCAUCUCCUUGCUCCAGCAAUCGCGGCUCUAAAAAAUCCAUUUCAAUGGUGCCUCCCAAUUAUUCAUGGAUAUGUCGACCAGAGUAAAAUGAGCGUGUUUGGAAGAGUGGUAUACAUUUCGAUCAUUGCUCGACGGUCUAGACUCUUUGCUGGUGCACGUUUUUUGAAGCGUGGUGCUAAUGAUCUGGGAUAUGUGGCCAAUGACGUGGAAACUGAGCAAAUUGUUUCUGAGCAAACCACAACAUCCUUCCACUCUGCAGGCCCGACACUUUAUGCGAAUCCUCAUUACACCUCAUAUGUCCAGCAUCGUGGGAGUAUUCCCCUUCAUUGGACACAAGAGGGCGUCUCGCCAAAGCCUGACAUCGAACUCAGUCUCAUCGAUCCAUUCUACUCUGCAGCAGCGUUGCAUUUUGAUAAUCUAUUUGAGAGAUAUGGAGCACCGAUUUACAUUCUAAACCUCGUCAAGGCUCGUGAAAGGACACCAAGAGAGUCAAAACUUCUCAAAGAGUUCACUAAUGCAGUAGAAUAUCUCAACCAGUUUUUGCCUGCGGACAAAAAGCUAAUAUAUAAAGCGUGGGAUAUGAGUCGCGCAGCGAAAAGUCGAGAUCAAGAUGUCAUACAGACUCUCGAGGGGAUUGCUGGAGACAUCAUUCCCAAGACAGGAUUUUUCAAAAACGGGGGUGUUGAAUCAGGCCUACAACUUCAGAAUGGCGUAGCGCGAACUAACUGUAUCGACUGCCUGGAUCGAACAAAUGCAGCGCAAUUUGUCAUUGGAAAACGAGCCCUCGGGCAUCAGCUUCACGCUCUUGGUGUCAUCGAUAAGACAACAGUUGAGUAUGAUACGGAUGCCGUCAACCUGUUCACGAACAUGUGGCACGAUCAUGGCGAUACGAUUGCCAUUCAAUAUGGAGGAUCCCAUUUGGUUAACACCAUGGCUACAUACCGUAAAAUUAAUCAGUGGAGUAGCCAUUCGCGCGAUAUGGUGGAAAGCUUUAAGCGAUACUACAAUAACUCUUUCCUCGAUGCCCAGCGACAAGAGGCUUACAAUCUUUUCCUCGGCAACUACAUCUUCUCACACGAUGCCCCAAUGCUUUGGGAUCUUUCCACCGAUUACUACCUUCAUCAUGGAAACCCCAGAUUACAAAAAAAGCGACCAAAUUAUAUCUCCUGGUACACGCCCGAAAAUUUGAAAGAGCGAGAGAUUCCUCCGGCCCCAGCUCAGCCCAAAGAGCCUCUCUCCCGUUUUGAUGAUUACUGGCUGGAAUACUACCGUCCACUCGCACUAUCCACGCUCUCCAAGAUCUACGCCUACAAGAUGAACUCUACUCUCCGCUAUCUGCCGCACAUUCGUGGGGGCAAUGUUACUCCAGAUCUCAGUCCAUUCGUCCCACGCAUACCUCAAGACCAGGUCCAGCGCGAACGCGACCGUCCACAGCGAACAGUAAAGAUCCAAGAACCAACAAACAGCCACUCUCCAGUAUCGGCUCCACAAAGUGUCCAACCACCCUCCUCGUCUAAACAACCGCCCUCGGUCGGCAUCAUCAAAGAACCGGCCUUUGAGUUAUAUCAGGGAAACCGCAUCCCGCCCAUAUCGAAAACCUCAAACACUCCGAGCAAAGCAGAGAUUGCUCAAUGGACACUUGGACAAUUAGUCACCGACUCCUUGAACCCAUCUGUCACCGCAACGGAGGCAGAGGAAUACCAACGAUACAUCAACCACCCUCUCAAAGUCCCCCUGGUCGUGACUUCCGAAGAUGAAGUGACAGCUGCCUCGCCGAACCUCGAUCUUCUGGAAUAUGCGAAUAAGUGCAACGUCGAGGACGCAGUCCUUGAAGCUAGUGCAGCGGGAAACAUGGCUGAUUAUGAGGAGUUUCUCAAUGUUUCAGAGGACCCGGAGGGACUUACGGUUGUCAGCGAGGACUAUGAGAAGAAGAGGUACAAGAGGUACAGACAGUGGUUGCGAGGAAAGAGUCUUUUCAAGCAACGUGUUGAUACGUGA
Messenger RNA from Penicillium longicatenatum, 2898 nucleotides. Its product is annotated as phosphatidylinositol-3,5-bisphosphate 5-phosphatase. Gene Ontology annotation, biological process: phosphatidylinositol dephosphorylation. Gene Ontology annotation, molecular function: phosphatidylinositol-3,5-bisphosphate 5-phosphatase activity. Lineage: Eukaryota; Fungi; Ascomycota; Eurotiomycetes; Eurotiales; Aspergillaceae. The record is from RefSeq and is a predicted model, not a curated record. Gene Ontology annotation, cellular component: intracellular membrane-bounded organelle. The transcript has 2 exons. The coding region runs from base 1 to 2898 and encodes 965 amino acids.